This is a messenger RNA of Lingula anatina, 2684 nucleotides long. RefSeq lists its product as uncharacterized. NCBI's taxonomy places the organism in Eukaryota, Metazoa, Brachiopoda, Lingulata, Lingulida, Lingulidae. The record is from RefSeq and is a predicted model, not a curated record.
AUGGCAAACCGUGCGACUGCUCUCCCAACUGAACUACCUAGCACGGGCCACUGCAGUGAUUUGAUAAUCGGAAAAUGUUGAAAAGAACGUAAGUUUUUGAUUUCAUUACCACGUGUAUCCUAUGUCCUCAAAUGUCCUUCACCUUUUGAUAUAGAAAGCGGAAGCAGGUAAUCGGGAGGUGUAAAAGGCACGCGACUGGACGGUAACACAUUUUGUUGUUUUUUCACCACUGCACAAUGAAUUUUUAAAAUUGAAUGAAAGGCACAUACAGCACUCAUGGAUGACCAGAUCGACGAUCAGGAUGGGCUGAUCACGUUUGAAGAUCUUGGAAAAAAGAAGAGAGAAGCUACGGCAGAGACGGUCCUAGGCAAGACCAGAACAUGGCAGGAUUUAGAGAAAAAAGAAAUCGCCUUUUUCAUCAUUGCAGUCAUCAGUCUUUUAGCCUUGCUUGGUUUCGCCAUAUACAGUGCUGUCACACAAACUGGACAUGAUUUCACUUUUGCACUUCUGAUAAUUGUGAAUAUCGGGUUCUGUUUUCUGUAUGUAGUGGGAGCGGUUCUGGGAGAACGUCCGUAUGAAACCUUCAUAUUUGUCAUUGCCAAUGUCAUCAUCAUUGUGUACGUCUGUUCCAACUUUGCCAUUACAUACCCAGAUAUUGCUAAUGGGAAAGAUGAUGUACGCUUCACAGUUAAACUGGUACGGCUCAUAUUCACCGUUAUCCUGGUCCCGUUGAAUAUAUAUUUAGGCCUCUGGGUGUGGUACACAUAUUUCCAGUCAGGGAACUUGAUACUCAGAACAGUUGGAGCCAGCGAGGCCUUACAGAACUCCUGCAAGACUCUGUUCUUUACGGAGGCUGCUCUCGAUGUUGAUGUCCAGAUGGCUUCUAGUAUGCUGUUACUCAUUCUGAAGGAUGGCCAUACAACGGGCACGCUAUGGAUCUGUGUGCUGACGAUAGGGUUUGCCUUCACUGUGGCUUGGUCAGUACUAGGGUAUUUUGCUAUGAGAUAUGAAAACAAGAUUCUAACAUUCAUUUUCUUCGCGACGUCUGUAUUUGAACCAGGCUACAUUAUUUUCAAAGUAUACCAGGCAGCUACAGAUGUGGCUGAUGAAAAUCAAGAACCAGACACCAGUAUAGACGCAGUGACAUUCGUAGGCGCAGGCUUGGCGCUGAUAGUGCGCGUCAUUUUGCUGGUCUUCUGUUACAAAGUGUACAGUAAUUAUGGAGUUGGGCUCAAAGAAAAAGUAUUUAUAAAGCCCUUUUGGCGCUCCCCUUACCCCCCUUUGAACCCUCGGGAGAGUACUAAGACGUACCAUUGCCUCAAACUAGCCACUGAGUCGUCACCAGAGACACAAGGUGCUUACUAACAAGAUAGUCACUUGUGUAUGGAUAUUGCGUUAAGUUCUGCUCAUACCAUAACUACUUUAGAUUGGAUACCUGACGUGCCAUAGUCUGGUUGUACCCUCUACCAGGGCGACAGAUUGAUUUUCCACAGAUAUUCACAGAUAUGUCUCUAGAUAAAUAGAUGGUCAUUUUGGUCUGUUGCCAAGCUUUUUUUUUUUUCUUGUGCUCAUGUGAAAUCUUUGCAUAUAACUGCAAAUGUUUAUUUUGAUUGUAUGGAAUUAUUUUACAGUUAAUUUUAUCCAAGCUCAAUUAUCAUUAUUAUUAUCAAUCUCCAUAUAUUUUAGAAAUCCAGGUCUUUUUUCAGAUUCUGAAAGAAUUACCUUUUCAGAGUUUCCAUGGACUUUUUUGCUGUACAAUUACUAUUAUUUGAUAUUAUUUUUACAGUAUUAUAAGGCAAAUCUGUAAACAUGUAAUAGUAAAAAAAAUCUUGCAAGAGACCUAAUACCUAUAUUAAUAUAUGAUAUAUUACGUAUGUUACUGUUUUGUUCUAAUCUCUUAAUUUGAUUUUAAUAUCAAGAAGAAAUUCUCAUCAAUUUUAAGAUAUUAGGAAUUUGUUGUUAAUAUUUGGUGUUUUAUGUUUGAUGGGAAAUCUUUUCGGGAUCAUUUAAGAUCUCAUUUAUAUGACUUUACAAAGAUGUAUUAUAUUUAAUAUAAUUUCUUUAAUUACAAAAUAUUUUAAUGCAAUUAUGGGUAAGUGUGUAAGAAAAGGUGCUGCUGAAAUUGUUACAUUGUUCAAUAUUCAAGACAGUUUGUGCAAUGCAAUAUUUUAUGAUCUUGAUUUCUUUGUAUGUGACUGGUUCUUGCUACACAAUGUGUAUUCUUUUUCAUCAUAAUAAGUAAUAGAAUUAGUUUAAGAAUCAAGUAAAAUUUUUAAAAAAAUGUGUGCUGCAAAAUUUUCUCAAAUCUGUGCUAGUUAUAGUUACUGUAGUUAGUUAUGAUUUUUAGUGAUAGAUCCAGUAAAUUGUUUUGUCCAUAUGGUUAGUUGGAAAACAAAGUUGCUGUCAUGUUAAUUUUAUUCUGUCAGAUUUUCAGAUUUAUAUGUGAAGUCAUUUUGUUAAAAAUUAAGUGGUAUGUCAUACUAUACAAUUUUAUGUUUGUCAGAAAGCAUGUUCACAAAAUGCAAAGAUGUGUAGUUAUAUGGCUGUACAUGUAUCUAUACAUAUAUACUUAUAGCUGUGUCAUAAAAUUACAUAUUCCCAAUGCAAUCUUGAAAUCCUUGCCUUUAGAUGUGAUAUAUGAAUAUAGUUCAUAUAAAUGAAUAAUAAACAUUUUGAACAUUUAA